AAGAACAGUCCAUCCAAAAACAUGCACACACCUAAUGGCCGGCUGGCAGGGAGGGUGCUGCUAAGGGCAACAAGUUCUUUAUGUGCGUGUGUGUGUGUGUGUUGGUUAUUAGGUGUCUGCAGUUCUAAUAAAGGAAAGCGCUGCGUCCUUCACUGCCUCAUCAGAUGGUUUUACUCCGCUUUGUCCGCCUGUCUGAUCUCUGUCCGUGUGUUUGUCAGAGCCGCAGUGGAGCUGGACGGCUCGCAGCCUCUGGAUCAUCUGGAGAAGUGCGCUUUUCGGGGAAGGACUUCUUCUGUUUUUUGGGUUUUUUUUCUCUCUCCGUGUAACAAGGGUGUUCAAGAAUGAGUUUAUAGGACAGUAAGACUCAAGAUGUUUCCACGUUUGUUUGACCUGUCCUGAAGUGUCUAUACGGCAUGUAAGUGAGGGAGAGUGCGUGUGCGUGCGUGUGUGUGUAUGUGUUUGUGGUGUUGCAAACGCCAUUGGAAAUGCUGGGGUGUCCAGCGAGGUUAUUUCUGGAUCAGUGACAGCGUGUCAAUGGCUGCAGAUGCGUCGCAAAGGAAGGCUCUGAGAUACCAACAGACCCUGCUGUACGGUGAGUACAGGGAGCAGCUGGGGAACUUUGCCAGACGGGAGGCUGCCCGUUUGCUGACGGAGAGACAAUGGAGGAGACAGACAGGGGACAACACCUCAGCCUCGGGCCGCAGAGGCCACGGCCGGCGGGAUCAUCAUCAUCAUCAGCACCCUGUGGCCCUCGAGUCACAUCUCAGCCACACCUCAUCUACCAAGAAGCCUCGUCCGUACUCCAAAUGCCAAGAUUGUUUGGCUCGUGUGCGGCGGUACAUAGUGACCAAGAUGGGGGAGGAUUGGAUUUUCCUGGUUCUCCUGGGACUGACUAUGGCUCUGGUCAGCUGGAGUAUGGACUAUGCCAGCGCCAAGAGCCUGCAAGCCUAUAAGUGGAUGCACGGGGAGCUGAAGGGCAACGUGGCACUCCAAUACCUUGCGUGGGUUACGUAUCCCAUGAUCCUUAUCAUGUUCGCCUCGCUCUUCUGUCACCUGGUUUCCCCACAGGCCAUCGGUUCUGGUAUUCCAGAGCUGAAAACCAUCCUUCGAGGUGUAGUCCUGAAAGAAUAUCUUACCCUGAAAGCCUUCGUAGCAAAGGUCAUCGGCCUGACUGCUGGCCUGGGCAGUGGAAUGCCAGUGGGAAAAGAGGGUCCAUUUGUCCACAUCGCCAGCAUCUGCGCCGCCGUGCUGAGUCGAUUCAUGUCCAUCUUCUCUGGAGUCUAUGAGAACCCUUAUGGUUACACAGACAUACUGACUGUUGGCUGUGCCGUGGGGGUGGGAUGCUGUUUCGGCACUCCACUAGGAGGGGUGUUGUUCAGUAUUGAGGUCACGUCUACCUACUUUGCGGUGAGGAAUUACUGGCGGGGAUAUUUUGCUGCCACAUUCAGCGCCUUCAUAUUCAGGGUGCUCUCUGUUUGGAACAAGGAUGCUGUCACAAUCACAGCUCUCUUCAAAACCAACUUCAGGAUGGAUUUCCCCUUUGACCUGCAGGAGCUGCCUGCAUUCGCAGUAAUAGGGAUCUCGUGUGGCUUCUUGGGGGCGUUCUUCGUCUACCUGAACAGGCAGGUGGUUCUCUUCAUGAGGAGGCCGACAGCUCUCACACGCUUUCUAACCAGACAUCGAUUAAUCUAUCCAGGCGCAGUGACGCUGAUCAUUGCCACCUUGACGUUUCCUCCUGGAUUUGGACAAUUCAUGGCUGGAGAGCUGAUGCCCAGAGAGUGUAUCAACUCUCUGUUUGAUAAUUUCACCUGGACCAAAAUCUCAGGAACUUCUUUUCCACCUGGCCUGGGUCGCUCUGCUGCAUGGCUGCAUCCUAGUGUCAGCGUGUUCGUCAUCCUCCUCCUCUUCUUCAUCAUGAAGUUCUGGAUGUCAGCAGUUUCCACCACGAUGCCCAUCCCCUCGGGCGCCUUUAUGCCAGUGUUCAUAUUAGGAGCUGCUUUCGGUCGACUCGUAGGAGAGAUCAUGGCCACUCUAUUCCCCAAUGGAAUCCUGUUUGAUGGGAUAGUCUACCGCAUCCUGCCUGGAGGUUAUGCUGUGAUUGGAGCGGCCGCAAUGACGGGAGCCGUCACACACACAGUUUCCACGGCAGUAAUCUGCUUCGAGCUGACAGGUCAAAUCUCCCACAUCUUGCCGAUGAUGGUGGCCGUCAUCCUCGCAAACAUGGUGGCCCAGGGUCUGCAGCCUUCCCUCUAUGACUCCAUCAUCCAGGUGAAGAAGCUGCCCUACCUGCCUGAGCUGGCCCUCGGGCACAUCAGCAAAUAUAACAUCUUUGUGGAAGACAUCAUGGUGCGCAGAGUGAAGUUCUUGUCUUCACAAUCCACUUUUCGAGAAUUAAACCAUCUGCUAGACAACACGAGCCUGAAAACCAUCCCACUGGUAGACUCCAAAGAAUCCAUGAUUCUCCUGGGCUCCAUCGAGAGAACAGAGCUUCAGGCCGUCUUCGACUGGUGGCUCUCGCCGGAGAGGCGAGCAUUUGAAAGAGGUCAGAGUUCACCGGGCCAGGGCUCCAAAGUGAGCUGGGAGUCCUUCACCUUCGUUGAUGAGGAGGGCGGAGAGGAGAGUGCAGACAAGACUGCUCCGGUUCAGGAGGAAUGCAAUGGGCCCUUCCCAUCCCCCAGACCUCAGGAGGCCUCCACCAACCACACAGGCUCAGACAAGCGCAAGCUGCCGUCUGUCAGGGGGGCCCUUCAGAGACUCUUCUCCUCCACGUCUUCAUCGGGCCAGACUGAAACUCAGGACACAGCGCCCCCUGCACUGACUGACACCAUGUCACCAGAGGAGAUCAAAGCUUGGGAAGAGGCAGAGCUGGACAAGCCAGUCGACAUGGAGCAGAUACGUAUAGACCCCUCCCCGUUUCAGCUGGUGGAAAGAACGUCUCUGCACAAGACCCACACUCUGUUCUCUCUGCUGGGCCUCAGUCACGCCUAUGUCACCAGUAUUGGAAAGCUGGUGGGUGUCGUGGCAUUGAAAGAGUUACAGAAGGCCAUAGAGGGCUCAACUCGGAGCGGGGUGAGACUCCGUCCCCCAUUCGCCAGCUUCAGGGACGCCAGCAGGAAAGCCAAGAAGCACCAGCCUCCAUCAUCCGACCCUUCCUCCCCCACUCGAGACAGAGACCUGUGGGGGGAGGGGAGCAGACACGAGGGGGAGCUAGUGAGGACAGAGCCACAGGAGGACUCCCGAGGGAAAGCGUCAUCUUCCGGAGUAGCCGCCUCGUGUGACUCUGCUCCCUCCUCCCCCAGCAGCACGGGGAGCACCAGCGGCAGCUUCACAGCCACGGGGGGAGUUGAAGGAACUCCUCAGGAGCCGGCGUCCCCUUCUAUCUCCUCUCCUUCCUCAACUUCACCCACUGCUUCCUCUGUGUCACCCACCAGCCCUGUCCUUACACUAUCCUCCCUGCAGGAGGCGAGAGAGAGCGAGGAGUCAGAUGAGCCCAUUUAGGAGGUCUGGGUUUAAAGAAAAGACUUUUACUUUCUUCUGAUUUCACUACUUUUCCCCAGAGACAGCGCUGCUGUCUGGGUGGAGGAGUCGGGCCAACCUGCAGUCCUCACGGACAUUCAGCUCUUAGCGAGCCGGGCGAGCUGGUGCGCACAAAGCUCCUGACACUUGUAGAACGGGAUAUUUUUCUAUUCUUACAAUAAUCUCACUUUUUUUUCACUCUCAGGUGCCUUCCUGUGUCUUUUGAACUGCAGAUGGACAAACCUGUCCAGUCCUACAUGUCACUAUCGGUCAAUGUCCAUCCAUAUCUAGGAAAUGUUGAUUGUGUAAGUCCGUCAAAUGUACUGAUGUCUGGUAAUUUCAUUAACUACCUUUGAGAAAGAUUAACUGACAGCAAUGAAUUGUAUGAUAACGUAAUGAUAUAUCGAUGAAAACUUAAUUAAUUUGACCUAGAUCUCAAAAAGAUCAUGCAUUUAAAGUUUAUUGAUUGAAGUUAAUUUUAAAUUAUAACUUUAACAUUUAUCAUAUAUUUGCUGUAUGGUAAAUAUUCAAGUCACUGUUAUUUUUAAAGAUAAUAAAUAUUAGAUUUGUCCACUAGUUUAUUUUAAAUAUUAACAACAAUAAAGACGAUUAGAAGAAUAGCUGCUAACCCGGACAUCAGUGCUGAUGUUUAGCAGGCUUAAUGGUUGCCGAGUUUAUUGUUUUGCAUGUGAGCAUGCUAAGAUUUAUAAUUAUCAUUAAACAGGAUCCGCAUUCAAACGGAUUUUAGCCAUGGGUCACAACGGUCACCACGCCAACCAGUAAAUCAUCGUCGUGGACAAUCGACGAAAAACAUACGAUAGCUGACGGUCUGAAGAGUUCCUAGAGUUGUAAAAUCCUGUGUGUGUGUACACAGUGCACUCACUGCUUUCUGCUCAUAAACAACUCAUUACAUUUCUGACCUGAUGGUGGCGCUAUAUCAGGAGAUCACCAAAGUUCACCAUGGGGGGACGAGAUAAUAUCUUGACCACAUUUCAGGAGAUAUUUCAGUCUGCAUCAAAGCAGUUGACCAACUGAAAGAUAUGCCAGUAACGUCCAUGUAAUACUACCAUGUAACAGUGGCGACAGCGCUCCAGCAUUCAGAUGAUAAAACUAUGAACAUUUUUGUCUUGUGAAGGUCAGCAGUGUGUUUCAGGCUCUGAUUUAGUUUCAGGCUCUGAAGCAUCUAGUUCCCCGGAAGCCUGUCUGUGAGAAUUCGUCAUCAACGUUCUCCUGGCAUAAAAUAAUCCUGUUGUGGAAUGUGGAAAGACGUGUUAUUAUUAUGUUAAGGCUCUAGAGAAAAAGGGGUGAAAUGUGUGAGAAUGUUAAUUAUUUACACUCUGUGAAAAAGAUGUCCACUCACAUGCACAAGAGAAGCCGUUUGUCGAUUUGUUUAUUUGCUCUUUCUCCACCGGAGGAAAAGAGGAGGAGACGGGUAAAGGAGAGCUGGUGGGGGCGUAGGAGGUUUUGUCGUGCAGGAGAAAGAAGGGAAAGGAAGAGAGACGGGAAGAAAUUGAAUUGUUGACAGAGGAGAGGAGAGGCGGGGAACCACAUGGAAGAACCAUCCUGUGACAGCCGUCCGACAAGCAUGCAUAGGUGUGAGUGUUUGGAGAGAACACUGGUCUCACCAGCCACACUGCCUCGUUCCAAACAAAUAAACCCAAUUUCACACAGAA
Messenger RNA from Scophthalmus maximus (turbot), 5189 nucleotides. RefSeq names its product chloride channel, voltage-sensitive 1b (gene clcn1b). Gene Ontology annotation, cellular component: membrane. Gene Ontology annotation, molecular function: voltage-gated chloride channel activity. Lineage: Eukaryota; Metazoa; Chordata; Actinopteri; Pleuronectiformes; Scophthalmidae. Gene Ontology annotation, biological process: transmembrane transport; chloride transport. Bases 454 to 3498 code for a protein of 1014 amino acids. The transcript is spliced from 23 exons. The record is from RefSeq and is a predicted model, not a curated record.